UAGCAUAUGCAGAGUUGCAGAUGAGAUGGUCCCAAGCCCAAGGCCUCAGAAGUUCCUGUGAGCUCUUCCUAUUAGUGCAGCCCCACACUUGCCCAGCAAGGGGUUAAGCUCUUGGCGCCAGCUCUGCACAGCAAACCCCCUCCUUUUCACAAACACUUGUAGGAAAUCAGGCUGGGCGCUUCCUGCGAGAAGGAGGAGGCAAGGCCAGGCCUCAGCUGCAGGGGCGGGGAGAAGUGAGGAGCGAUGUUUGCCUGUGAGCUGAGGCGGUUCUGGCUGGCAGAGCCGUCUGGAGGCAGUCCAGGGUGCUACGGAGGUAGGGGGCUCCCCAGGUUUGAAACAAAGACCUAGUGGGCAGCUGCCCUGAACCCAGGCUGGCAGGAUGGCGGUGUAGUCCAAAUGAGGCCACAGGCAGGAUGGCUGGUGCUGAGAGGAAUUACCUGUGACUUGGACCCCCAGCUGCAGUCCAGGCUCUUGAAGAUGAAGUGGCCCAGGUGAAGCUAGGCAAGGCCCCAUGGCCAGCUCAGGGACAGAGGCACACUGGGCUGGGCCAGGCCUGGAGCAAGGGCCCCAGAGGCGGCGCUGGGCUUGGGCUGAGGAACAGGAUGCAGAUGGAAGCAGUGACCAGGGCUGGGGAAAGGAGCAGUCUCUUCCUAAAGCCACCAGCCCUGAGCUCCUGGAGGACUUCCGUUGGGCACAGGAGCACCAGCCACCCCUGGAGUGGGACCCAGGCAUGCAGGAGUCUGAUGAGUCUUCUAGAGAAGAGACAGAAGCCGAUGAUGUGAGCAGCCCAGAGGGUUCCACCUUGCCACUGCCCUGGCUGUCCAGGCACAAUCAACAGCUGGACCUGUCUGAAGAGGACUUGGAUGAGGCAACUGGAAGCCCUGAGGCGGAGUUAGCUGAAGAGAGCUGCACAGAGCUGGAGUGUGAAGACCCAGGAGAAUCCAGCCCUGAGGCUCUGGAGCAGGGGCCAGCGGGAGGCUGGGUGGUCUCUAUCAAACAAAGCAGUAAACACAGACCUUCUGAGCACCCUAAGGUUCAUCCAUCUGUUGAACGCAGCCUCGCAAAGUCCUGGAGCAGUGGGACUGUGAGUCUCGGCCAACCUAGUGACAGCCUUGAUUCUACCUGGGAAGGAGACACUGAUGUCCCCGAGCCUGCCACGCUGGCCGAAGGACUGCCACAGAGUCCACACCAUAACCUCCCACAGCCAGAUGACAGAAAUGGAGAUGGCGUUGCUCCGGCAACACCCGCAGAAUUCCGGGACUCCUUAGCAGCACCAGCCCAGAAUCCUCAGUGCUCUGCAGGCACAUGGCGGCAGGAAACUACCAGCCUGCCCAGCUCUAGGCCUGAGGACCAAACCUGGAGGAGAACUAAGACAUCACCGAAGCCACUGCCCUCCCGGUUUACUGGCUCUAUCAGCCCCCCAAGUACUCGGCUUGGGGCGGUAAAGAAAGUUGUGUCACAGCACAAUCAAGGAGCCACUCUGGCUGGCCACUCUUCUUCAGAUGCCCCCAAGUAUGGCCGGGGGCGCCUGAACUACCCACUCCCUGACUUCUCCAAGGUGGGACCCCGGGUAAAGUUUCCCAAAGAUGAGAACUACCGACCCCCCAAGUCCAGAGGUCACAACAGGCAACAAGGCCCUACCAGACCCCUAAUCUUCAAGUCACCGGCUGAAAUUGUUCGAGAGGUACUGCUGAGCAGUGGAGAGAGAUCCCUGGCCAACAACCCUUCUCUUACCCACCCCAUCACCAGGGUGCCCCAGGAGUUCCAGACACCUGAACAAGCAACUGAGCUGGUCCAUCAGCUGCAGGAGGACUAUCACAAGCUCCUCACCAAGUACGCUGAGGCAGAGAACACCAUCGACCAGCUUCGCCUUGGGGCCAAGGUACACCUGUAUUCAGACCCGCCCCAGGCCAGUCAGAGCAUCUGCUCUGGGUCAAUGCCACAAGGAAGCAAGAUCUUGUCCUUCUCUAUCCCACAACCCAGAUCAGCAGAGUGGUGGCCGGGCCCUGAGCAGAAUCCACAGGCCUCUGAGGCCACAGGGUGGUCGUCCCCACGAGCAGACCUGAGUCCCUCCUCGUCCCCCAGCAUGGCCACCCUACGGCGGCUUCCUCAGAGCCAGGGCAUUGCCACAGACCAGCCUGCCACAGGACAGACCCAGGCACUGGCCUCCCAGGCCAGCGGGCUCCUAGCCAAGGUGGAAUCCUUCGAGGAACUGGUACUUGCCGGACAUCUCCCACCCCAGGACCAAAUCAAGAGCUUGGAGCAGCUGAGGGCGGCCCACGUGGCCCUUAAGGCAGAAUACCUUGAGGCCUGCAAAGAGCGGCAUCUGAACCCGAAGGCUGAUGCGUCCCCAGGAAGUCCCAGGACCCUCCAUCUCUGCAGAGAGCUAGGGACAGAGAUAUACCACCUGGGGCAGCGCCUGGAAGAGCUGCAGGACCACAUGGACCAGACCCAAAGAGAGCCAGAAUCAUGCAGUCCAGACCUGCAGGACAACACCCCAGCCAUGCCCUUCCUGUCCCGACCAGCUCAUCUGCCUAUGCCUUCAGGGUCAGUCUCCUCGCCAUCUGUCCACACCACCCAUGAGCCUGCCGCCACCGCCACCUCCCCUAGGAGCUCUUGCACACGGCCCAUGAACCAGGAGGUGAGCCCAGGCAGCAUCAAGGCAGGGGAAAUCCUGAAAGACCUCCCCACCCCACUCAGGGGCAGGGAGCUUCAAGUGGAGCAGGACUGCCACGGCCUUCUGGAGCAAUACCUCAGUGUGAAGUCGCUCCCUGAAGCCUUGAGGGUGGAAGACGAGGAAGAAAAGGAGGAGGAGCAGGAUUACCAUGGUACCUUGGAACUUGAUGGUCCAGGCACAGCUCCAGGAAAAGCAGAAGCCACGAGGGUACCACCAGGACAGCGCCCAGCACAGGUUGAAGAAGGCCAUAGGUCUGCCAUCCAGGAAGAUGAGGAACAGGUGGCAUCCAUGAAACCUCCAAACUUCCGGUCAUCCAUGGCCAGAGAUAGGUACACACCAGGCCUGGAUACUGCUGAAGUGUCUCAACGGGGCACCAAACCCAUGGCAUCACACCAGAGCAGUCUAACCAGCCUGGAGGAGAAUGGGUCCACAGAGCUCCUUCCUAGUAAAGCUCUGCUUCGGGCUGGCACGUCCCACAUUGAGGGGCCCUGGAUGGUGUCACCAGAGACAGACAGUGGCUUCGUGGGCUCAGAAACCAGCAUUAUAUCGCCCUUCACCCAGACCCCAGAGCACCGCCUCUCCCAUAUCAGCACUCCAGGGACAUUGGCUCAGCACCUCACUGCCUCUGUGCCUGAUGAUGGAGCCUCCCAUCCCAAGGCCAGGGGUUCUGUGGUUCCCAGAAGAUCCACUGAGGCUGGUACACCCAGAAACCGAACCCAGCAGCAUCUCUCCUGCCUGAGCGGCUCUCUCUGGCAAGGGGCACACAGCUCCCAGUUGGAACAGACGCCAGUGGUUAAGAUUGGGAUUCCCAGGUCUGAGUUCAAGAGACAGAAGCAGAUUUCCAAACAGCUCCUUCCUAGUGGAGCAACCAGCCCAGCCUCUGUCCCAGCCCCUACAGCUGCCUCGGUGCCCCAUGAGUCAACAGAGAGCACUGCCAACCUCCUCCUCACCAGGACAGAGCGAGACCAGGCCAUCAGGGAUCUACAGGCAGAGGUGUCACAGCUCCGCCUACGGCUGGAGGAGAGCCUGCAUCAGCCACACUCAGGCAGCACAACUGGUGUAGCUUCUGCUUUCCAUCACCCCACAAGGACCCAGGACAAGCUGAUGGGUUCCUCACCCCCCUGGAGCUCCCACUAUGGCAGUAAAUCCACAGAGAGAUUAUCUGGGGAGCCUAAUGGUACAGAGCCAGAUGUGCCAACAGGAAGACGGCGAGCCAGGUCCUCCUCCAUGCCUCGGGAUGUACCCAGACUAUUCCUAAGUUCAGAAUCGGAAUUGCUUUCUCCUCGGCUAUCAUCUGAGAAGAGUAGGACCUUUGAGGAGCAUCCCCAGGCUGCACAGGAGGGGACAAGAUCAGCAGGUGGCAUGAGGCAGAAGGAAAGAGUCUCCUUCCGGGGCCAAUACACAGGCCAAGAGUACCACAUUCUGCCCCCCAAGGCUGUCCUGAAGGACAGUGGCACAAUCUCCUGUCCCCACUGCCAGCCCAUUAGGACCCAGGAUGCAGGCAGUGCUGUCGCUAGAGAGCCACCAGGCCCGUCCACUGCUGAUGCCCUCCACUGUCCCCUGUGUGGUAUAAUAAGGUCCACUUCAAAAACGGAUGGCCCCAGCUCAGGCCCCUCUGAGAAGAAAACCUCAAGGAAAACUGCACCUUCCACCCCCAGCCCCAAGAGAAAGAGCAGGCAGAUGGGUUCGCCAGUGCAACCACCCCCUGGACUCUGGUACCUGGCUGCUGCACCUGCAAUCCCAGCUCCACCAGCCUUGGCCUACAUCUCCUCAGCUCCCAUCAUGCCUUACCCACCACCCACUGUGUACUAUGCAACCCCAGCACCUACCUCAGCCCGGACAGCCUCCUCAGAGCCUGCCCAGGGAUCUCGGGGAACCCGGCACUCUGUCCAUCUCGGUCUGGGUGACCUGGAAGAGCUGCAGGUGGCACUCAAUGAGGCUGCCCAGGCCGCUGAGAAUGUGCGUUCCACCACCCGCCAGCUGAGCCGUUCCCUGUCCGCGGACCUGCGCCAUGCCCGUAGCCUGCGAGGCUCUUGCCUCUUCUGACUCCCUGGAGACUCUGAGGCAGGCAGCCUCUGUUGUUCCCCAGUCACCAGUGUCCCAGAGCCAUUGAUGGCUGGAAGAUGCCAUGCCCUCUCCCCAGGAGUGCCUCCAUGUAGCAUGUUUAAAAUGGAGAGACAUUGGUCUGGUCAGUAGUGGAUGAACAUCCAGGGGACCAGCUCUGUCUAGCAGGUGUAGUGACCAUGGCUACCUCUGUCCAGGCAGAGCCUCUGAGACUUUGCUUGCUGUCUGCUCUUGCCUGUGUCUACCUGCAGCUGAUAAUAUGGAUCUUACUGGACAGAAUGUCUUUACACUGGGGAGCUAACUUGAGCUUGGAUCCUUCUUACAAGGCCAUUGAGGACAAGGAAAGCCCAAGGUUGCCGCAGCAUUCCUGUCGCCUGCCUGUAAUAGCCACGCUGAGGCAGGAAGAACCCGGAUAGGGAUUGUGUUCCUAGUAGCCUGUGGACAAGCAGAGUGCUUGGGGACCCAUAGAAUGUCUCAGGAUGGAGGCGUCAGGUGACACAUGCCCAGACCUUCUGUGAUUACAGAAGUUUUCCCCAUGCACCCACAGAGUGCAGGCAGCCCAUGUAGGGCCAGGAAACACCUGCCAGCCCCAGACCUUCCCUCUAUUUCUUUGCAUUUGGUUAGCAUCCAUUAGGGGACCAAGCUACCUGCCAGGCCCUGGCUGAGACUGAGAAACUGGCUAACACCUCUUCCCCCAUCCCAUAGCAGAGUGAUCUCAGCAUUUCUGAAAUGUGUGUUUACCACAGAUUGUUUAUAUAUUUGAGGCAUUUAAAAAUCUAUUUUCGUUAUAAAAAGCUGAUGAAGGAAAAUGAAUAAUGUUCUUAAGGGAAAAGAAAUUCCCAAAGCUA
Phodopus roborovskii (desert hamster) is the source of this 5589-nucleotide messenger RNA. It is a transcript of the gene Akna, whose product is annotated as AT-hook transcription factor. Gene Ontology annotation, cellular component: centrosome. Gene Ontology annotation, biological process: neuroblast delamination; neuroblast division in subventricular zone; epithelial to mesenchymal transition. The record is from RefSeq and is a predicted model, not a curated record. Bases 512 to 4723 code for a protein of 1403 amino acids. NCBI's taxonomy places the organism in Eukaryota, Metazoa, Chordata, Mammalia, Rodentia, Cricetidae. The transcript is spliced from 22 exons.